CAAAAUUCAAGAUAAUAGAGUAUCAAAAUUCAAGAACAUGCCCAGAAUAAAAUAAAAGAGACUAGUGUGUUUGUAUUACAUGUGAUGGCUGAAGGAAUGCUUUUGUUUUUUCCUUUGCUCUUUUGUGCAAGACUUUUUAUGUGAGAAUUUUGAAAAGCAAAGGAAAUAAUAUACUACUAACAUAUAUAUAGUAAUAUGUACUAGAGUAAUACUUUUCCAGAUGGGAGAAACAUCAUCAAACAAAGAGCCAACACUCAGCAGAUAUAUGGAUCCAUCUCUGUGAAGUCAUUCAUUACCCAAAGCAAAAGGUUUCACUAGCUUAUCUCUUCUUCUUCUUCUUCUUUUUUCGUUAUAACAUUCUUGAAUGAAUUUAGGAGUUUGCAAAUAAGGGGUUUAUAAAAACAUAUUUGUUUGAUGUUUAUGUUUUUUCAUGGAACUUUCUAUUUCAAACAUCAGAUUCAUGUUUUUGUAUUGUUAUUAGACUUGAGACCAAAAAGCAGGUCAAGGAUUGUUUGGCUUAACCAAAUCAAGAUAAAGGGGGAACAAAGACGAUGAUAGCUUGGUUGGAUCUUGUUAUUUCCCCCCAAAUUAUCAUAAAGUUGGAUGUGAAAUUCUACUGUUUUGUGCAAAAGGGCUUGGUUUCUUGUAAGGGUAAGAAGAUAUAGGGUAUGGGAUUUAGCUCCUUUGCUACUUUGUAGGGAAACGAAUAUGAGAGUUGUUGAGGAGCUAAAAAAACAAUUUUAUGCAGACCAGGGCCUGGUUUUUCUAUCUAGUCAAUUUUGGGUGCCUAUCAGUAUUGAUGAGUAUUUGGUAACUCCAGUCUAGAGAGCUAUAGUGUAUUACAGUAGCAUAGAGGUUUUCCGUAUAUUUGGUGUAAAGCUUCUUGAGCACCGGCUUUGAAGAGGAUGCUAAGUUUCUCGAAGAAAGGUUGUCCUGGAAAAGAAAGUCAAUCUUUUACUCCUCUGUUCGUGAGUUGCUCAUCUAUGUGGAACUCCAGUGAGAAAUCUGCAUUGAAACAUCACUCUGAUAUUAAGAAAUCAGAAUCCCAGUUCCAAGAUCUGGAUUCAACUUCUACUCUGUCAACGGGUCAAUCGAAUCAUGUGGAGGCCGCCAUGGGAAAAAGCAACACCGUUCUGCAAAAUGUUGCAGCUCAUCCAGGUUGGGGUGGAAUUUAUGAUUUGCAAGAAGAGACUGGAACAAAUGCAUCCCUAUCAGGUGAAAGUGAUACGAACACUCUUCCUCAGCUGCAAGUGCAUCAUAAUCAUCCAGCGGCUUGCGUAUCCUACCCCUGGGCUGACUCUUACUUUGGAAGGCUCAUAUCUACUUAUGAAUCAAAUGCCAUCAAUUAUCCUCAGAGGGCGGGUGUCACCUCUACAAGAGUUGCACUUCCUCUUGACUGCACAGAGAGCUUGCCUAUUUAUGUGAAUGCGAAACAAUACAAUGCUAUCCUUAAAAGGCGACAGGUUCGUGCCAAGCUAGAGGCUCAAAAUAAGCUUGUCAAAGACAGAAAGCCAUAUCUUCACGAUUCUCGACAUCGUCACGCCAUGGAGAGAGCUAGGGGUUCUGGAGGGCGUUUUUUGAACACAAAGAAUAUGCAGCAAUCCAACCCUUCAUCUCCAAAGCAUGACAAAAAUAUCUUUAAGCAACAGGCAGGUGCUAUGGUUCAACACUCUGAGAGUGGUAGUUGGGGGACUUCCACCCAAUCUGGUUCUGAUGUGACAAGCAUCUUCAAUGAUGAUGACAUGUUCCGGCAGCCAGAGUUCAGAGUCUCUGGCUUCCCUUUUCACAUGCAGGAAGCUGAAGACUUCAUGCAUGUUGGAACCUGACAGCACGCUUGUAUUUUUUAUGGUGGUGGUGCCAACACAGGUUGUAUUAGAAAUGCAUUCUUAUUGGUGCACACAAAUGAAUAAGCGGCAGUUCAUCCUUGGCUAUGUUACUCUUCCUUUUCCAGAAUUCACUUUUUCCUAAGCUUUGGUCAUGGUUUGAUAUAUGGUUGAUGGUUAAUGAGAAAAAGAGCACAAGUUGGUGCUGCACAUCAUCAAGACGCGCAAGGAGAGGAGAAAAACUAUAUUGUUCUUAAUCAGAAAUAGCGGAGAUUAUAAGAUCGUUUUCUCUUCUUGGUCGAGUGUGUAUGGAUCAUCUUGCACUUUUAAGUCUGUGCUUGUUACUAUUAUUUGCAUUUCUGGUUUUCAUUUUACUGAGCUGUGUAUUGUUGUCAUUGUUCAUAAUUUUAACUUGGCUUUGGUGCAACAAGAUGAAUUUAUUGAACCAUUUUCAAGCUUA
Capsicum annuum is the source of this 2283-nucleotide messenger RNA. Its product is annotated as nuclear transcription factor Y subunit A-6. Gene Ontology annotation, biological process: regulation of transcription by RNA polymerase II. Gene Ontology annotation, molecular function: RNA polymerase II cis-regulatory region sequence-specific DNA binding; DNA-binding transcription factor activity, RNA polymerase II-specific. The record is from RefSeq and is a predicted model, not a curated record. Bases 906 to 1826 code for a protein of 306 amino acids. The transcript is spliced from 6 exons. Lineage: Eukaryota; Viridiplantae; Streptophyta; Magnoliopsida; Solanales; Solanaceae. Gene Ontology annotation, cellular component: CCAAT-binding factor complex.